UCGACUUUUUCAGCAUAAAUAUUCUCCACAUCCCCCUUUGCAAGUAGCACCGGUACUCCUACAAUCUAGUGCUAGAAAGCUAGCUAGAGGCAUCCUCGUUCAAUGAGAUCAUCUAGCAACAAACCAUCAAUAAAGAAGACCAGUUCCUUUCUCCUGAAUAAGCCCCCUGAUAAUUAUAAUCCAAUGGAACACCCAAAGCCAAAUCCUCCUCGUCCUCCUCGUCCUCCUCCUCCUCCUCAGAAAAUCGAAUACCCCGCCUCUCCUCAAAUUAUAUUGGGAGAAGAAACACUUCGCCAUACUAGUCACCCCCAACACCCUCUAUCUCAGGUUGAAGUGUCUGACCUCUUUACCUGCUCAGGUUGCAAGGAGUAUGGCUCAGGCUUUAGGUUUACUUGCCAGCAAUGCGAGUUUCAGUUACACGUGUUCUGUGCCCUAGCUCCUCCACUUCUUAAGGAGCAUCCUUUCCACAGGCAACACCAACUUUCCCUUCAUUCUAAACCAGUUAAAGGUGGGAUUUUAAAAUCCAAGUGUGAUGUUUGCUGGAAGCCCACAAAAGGAUACACUUUCAGAUGCAAUGCUUGCAGCUAUCAGAUGCACCCUUGCUGCGCUAUGCUAUCCGACCAAAUUAACAUUACGGUACAUCCACACCCCUUAAAGCUCUUACCAGCCAACGUAACGAAUUCACCAAACGGAGACUCUGCUUCUGGUUUUGUCUGUGGUGAGUGCAAAAGGAAGAGAUCAGGCCGAGUGUACCGAUGCACGGUCUGUGAAUACCAUCUGCACGCUGUGUGCGCUAAAAACAUGGUUAAUGGUCUUGAAGCCAAUGGUAUAAAGGGCCCUGAAAAGCCCAGCAUGCUAGGAACUGCAGCUCGACUUGCAUCUCAGGUCUUUUCCGAAUUCAUUGGAGGCAUCAUUGAAGGGCUCGGAGAAGGUGUAGGAGAAAUGUUCAUUCAAACUAUCACCAGAGGAAGGCGCCCUGCAGUGAAUAAUAAUAGCGAUUAAUCCAUUAAGCUGCUGCUACAGCUAGCUAUCUAGGCUGAUAUGCGGUAAAAUGGAGGUUUGAAUUAAGAUAUAUUUGCAUAUAAGUAUAUAUGUAUUGAUUAAUAUUUCAUUUGUUUGUAGCCGCCGCAUUGUUGCAAACUGGCUAGGUGAUGGUGAAAGCUAAUUGACCAUGGAUAUAUAUGUAGCUGUUGUAUAAUUAUCUCAUGCAUGUAUGUUUGCCAAAAUGUAUUUGUAUAUUGGAA
Messenger RNA from Populus trichocarpa (black cottonwood), 1244 nucleotides. RefSeq lists its product as uncharacterized. The record is from RefSeq and is a predicted model, not a curated record. Lineage: Eukaryota; Viridiplantae; Streptophyta; Magnoliopsida; Malpighiales; Salicaceae. The transcript is spliced from 2 exons. Bases 103 to 1002 code for a protein of 299 amino acids.